Eubalaena glacialis (North Atlantic right whale) is the source of this 1581-nucleotide messenger RNA. It is a transcript of the gene ADGRG5, whose product is annotated as adhesion G protein-coupled receptor G5. Gene Ontology annotation, biological process: cell surface receptor signaling pathway; adenylate cyclase-activating G protein-coupled receptor signaling pathway. The record is from RefSeq and is a predicted model, not a curated record. The transcript is spliced from 11 exons. NCBI's taxonomy places the organism in Eukaryota, Metazoa, Chordata, Mammalia, Artiodactyla, Balaenidae. Gene Ontology annotation, molecular function: G protein-coupled receptor activity. Gene Ontology annotation, cellular component: membrane. The coding region runs from base 1 to 1581 and encodes 526 amino acids.
AUGGAUCGCUGCGGGGCCCUUUUCCUCUGCCUGUGCCUCUUGAUGUCUCAGAGCAGAACAGAGGAGGCAUCCCAAGAAAUCCUGCGCUGGAUGGAGAGAAUGGAGAUGGCAACCAGGAGCCGGAGCCUCACUUCUUUUGCUGAGCUCAUCCACGGCCUAGAGUCGAGGCUACUCAAUGCCAGCUUUGGGGGCCACAACCUCACCUUGCGGACGCACACCAUCCAGACACUAGCCUUCAAGCUGGGCUGCAACUUCACUGGUCUCUCACUGAGAAGUGCUGCUCUGGAGCAGGUCCCCCAGGUCAGAGGUGGCCAGGGAUUGGGAGUCCCACUCGCCAUGCAGUUCCCAGCUGAGCUGACCCGGGAUGCCUGCAGGGUGCGCUCCAGGGAGCUGAGUCUCAUCUGCAUCUACUUCUCCAACACCCGCUUUUUCCAGAAAGACAUCAAUUCAUCUGUGCUCAAUAACUAUGUUCUGGGUGCCCAGCUGAGCCAUGGACAAGUGAGCAACCUCAGUGAGCCGGUGAACAUCAGCUUCUGGCACAACCAAAGCCUGGAAGGCUACACAGUGAACUGUGUCUUCUGGAAGGAGGGAGCCAGCAAGCACCACUGGGGGGCCUGGAGCACUGAGGGCUGCCGCACAGAGCAGCCCUCACCUUCCCAGGUGCUCUGCCGCUGCAACCACCUCACCUACUUUGCUGUUCUCAUGCAACUCUCCCCGGCCCCGGUCCCUGCAGAGCUGCUGGCGCCUCUCACAUACAUCUCCCUGGUGGGCUGCAGCAUCUCCAUUGUGGCCUCGCUGCUCACGGUCCUGCUGCACCUCCAUGCCAGGAAGCAGAGUGAUUCCAUUACAUGCAUCCACAUGAACCUGCACGCCUCGGUGCUACUCCUCAAUGUCGCCUUCCUGCUGAGCCCCGUGCUGGCCAUGCCCCCCGUGCCUGGGUCAGCAUGCGUGGCACUGGCUGCCACCCUGCACUACGCGCUGCUCAGCUGCCUCGCCUGGAUGGCCAUUGAAGGCUUCAACCUCUACCUCCUACUUGGGCGCGUCUACAACAUCUACAUCCGCCGAUACGUGCUCAAGCUCUGUACCGUGGGCUGGGGGGUCCCGGCCUUCCUGGUGCUGCUCCUUCUCGCCGUCAAGAGCUCAGUUUACGGACCCCACAGGAUCCCGCUCUCCGACAGCCAGGGGAAUAGCACGGGCUUCCAGAGCACGUCCAUAUGCUGGGUGCGGAACCCCUGGGUGCACGGUGUCCUGGUCAUGGGCUCUGGUGGCCUCACAUCCCUUUUCAACCUGGUGGUGCUGGCCUGGGCGCUACGGGUCCUGCACAGACUGCGGGCGCAGGAGAAGGCGCUGGGCCCGCGGGCCUGCUGGGAUACCGUCACCGUGCUGGGCCUCACCGUGCUGCUGGGCACCACCUGGACCUUGGCCUUCUUCUCCUUUGGUGUCUUCCUGCUGCCCCAGCUCUUCCUCUUCACCACCUUCAAUUCGCUCUACGGUUUCUUCCUCUUCCUGUGGUUCUGCUCCCAGAGGCGCCGCUCAGAGGCAGAGAUGGAGGCAUUCAGCUCCUCCCAGAUGGUGCAGUAG